Molecule: messenger RNA, 4122 nt
Organism: Polyodon spathula (Mississippi paddlefish)
Lineage: Eukaryota; Metazoa; Chordata; Actinopteri; Acipenseriformes; Polyodontidae
Gene: slain2
Product: SLAIN motif family, member 2
Exons: 9
Coding region: 223-2025 (600 amino acids)
Biological process (GO): microtubule nucleation; positive regulation of microtubule polymerization; cytoplasmic microtubule organization
Cellular component (GO): microtubule plus-end
Source: RefSeq, a predicted model, not a curated record
UUCUGUCACCCACUGGCCUCAGAGUGGGUGAUGGGACGGUAAAGAUGGCGUCUGAGGGAUCUGUGUCUCUGAUUUACAGGAGUAGAUGACGAUGAUGAUCCCGUUAUCACCGUAUGACAGCACAGUUUCUACAAGGUACAACUAAAGUAUCAGCCGGAAGUGAUUUCUCAAUCUUAAGAGUGCGUGUAUACAAAGAAGUCAAACACAAAAAUAAAGCAACCCAUGGAGGAUAUCAACUCCAACAUUAACGCAGACUUGGAGGUGCGGAAGCUGCAGGACUUGGUGAAGAAACUAGAGAGACAGAAUGAACAGCUGCGGACCAGGUCCACUCUGAUUACCUCAUCGGGUGGGGUGUCAGGAGGUUCAAGAGCCCUCAGCAGCGGCCCCGAACUGCCUCAGUCGUCGGCAGGGCUGGCGGGGUUUCGUGGGGUGGGGUUGGGAGAGACCAGAGGUUUAGGGUCGUACAGAAACCCCUCCGUGGACGAUAUAGGGUACUUUGGGAGGGCAGGUGUGGGCGAUUUGGCAGCUGCUGGCUCAUUGUUUGGGGGGGCAGGGGAUUUUGGCGAAGAAGGAGAGACAACUAUCCUGGACGAGGUGGAAAUACUCAGUCUGGAAGACACCGGUUGUCUCGAUGAAGCCGAGGACAGUUGGUUGCAUCAAUCACCAAAGAAGAAUCCCACCUCAUUGCGGAAGGCUGUUAGUCCACUAGCCUGGUGCAGACAGGUGCUGGAUCAUCCAAGUCCUGAUGUAGAAUCAAGAAAAAGAUUAUUAAUACACAGGCUCGAACAGACCAUGUCAGCAAACAAGAGGAGAAGUCUCUAUGGCAGUCCAUACAACACAACAGCUGGUUGCUCGAGCCCUUACAGUCCCAACACAGGGAAUAGCCCAUACAGCAGUGGCUUCAACUCCCCUUCCUCCACCCCGUUGAGGAUUCCCAUUGUGAAGCAGCUGGUGUUGCCAGGCAGUUCAGGUAAUUCCAAAAGCUCUACAGAAAGGAACCUGCCCAUCAGCCCCCAGUCCUCUGUGGACAGUGAGCUGAGCACCUCGGAGAUGGACGAGGAUUCGGUCGGGUCCGGGUACAAGCUGAACGAUGUCACGGACGUGCAGAUUCUAGCACGAAUGCAGGAGGAAAGUCUCAGGCAGGAGUACGCUGCCACAGCAUCACGCCGCAGUUCAGGCUCCUCUUGUCACUCCCUCCGGCGAGGCACCUUCAGCGAUCAGGAGCUAGACACCCACAGCCUGGAAGACGAAGAGGAGGCCGUCCACCCAGCCUUUCACACCCCCAUCAAUCGCUUCUCCCCGUCACCCCGACACUCCCCACGUCCAUCGCCCCGACACUCCCCCCGUAACUCCCCACGUUCUCGCUCCCCUGCACGCUCCCUGGAGUACAGCCGCGCCUCCCCACAGCCAGUCAUCAGCCGGUUGCAGCAACCACGCCUCUCCUUACAAGGACAUGCCCCUGACAUGCAGACUAGUUCUGUCAAGAACGAAGAAAAGCUAAGACGUAGUCUUCCCAACCUCUCUAGGACAUCUGGUAUCCAGGCAGCAGAGCCUGUCAAAAACAGCAGAAGUUUCGACUCAGAUCUUCAAGUGUCAAAUGGUGGAGCACCUCGACUUCAACAGCAGCCCUCAGCCACUUUGAAAAGGCACAUAAACAUGCCUUGUUCUUCCCUGAAAGCCAAACCUCUUCUUCAAAGUCCAGCUUCCAAAAGAGUACCUUCCCCCAGCAAACUGCGACCUCCUGCAGCUCCAUCCCCCCUAUCCUUGCGGCAGCCCAUCAAAGCGAUGCUGAACCCUGGGACCUCCUCCCCCACUCCUGCAGGAGCCCCUACCACCCCCACCCGAUCCGUCGGGUCCCGCAGCGGCCUCCCGCGGCCCAGCAACUCAGCUGGAGGAGGAGGAGGAGGAGGAGGAGGACUACCAGUGCCUCGCAGUAAACUUGCACAGCCUGUUCGAAGGUCAUUGCCAGCUCCCAAGACAUAUGGUGGUAUGAAAGAUGAAAGCUGGAAAGAAGGCUGCUACUGAAUGAGAGCAUGAAGAACUCCUAUAGACGGCAUUGCUCGUUUCUACAACCUUAAGACUUGGACAGGCUGUUCCUGUGUGAUUUGCAGGAUUCAAGAGGAUGGGGGGGGGGGGGGGGGGGGGGGGGUUGAAUCCUAGAGUUCUGUCAUUUUAAUCUGCACAAACUGGUAGAGAUUAUAAAGCUGCACUUUAAUGACAUUCAGAAAUGUUUGUAUUUUUUUUGUAUUCAUACAAUCCGUUUCCAUGGAGUUCUAAUUUUUACUGUGCUUAUGUGGACCCCAUCAUACCAUUCAGAACAAUAACGGCCAAUAUCUGGGUACAAACCCAGUGAAUGCCAAAGAGAAAUGCUGACUUCAAAUAGCAGUAAAUGAGAACAGUGAAGUCCAGAGGGUUUCACUCUGCACCUCUAAUCCAGUAUGGCACAUUAAACAGUACAGUACAGGAUUGUGUUGAAAAGCAGAUCUACUGUACCAGUGCACACAACAGAACAGCAAAGAAAGCUGCAUAAAACCCUUUUCCUUAACAAGUCGGUGCAGAAUUUGUGAGUAUUAUGCAAUAGCAACAUUCAUUGUGAUCUAUAGCAUUUCAGGGGGAAACUAUAUGUUAGUUGUGUAUUCAGCUUGCAUUCUUUGGUUUUACAUUGACAUUUCAUCUGAGCGUAUUUUUUAGGGGAUGCCAAAAGGCUUAGGACAUUUUUUUUUCUGCACUAUAGGUUUUGGCUCAGGAAAGAGUUGUUACUGGUGUCUUGCCAGCUUAUACACAGUAUGUUAAGCAGGGCAGGGGAGAUUUUUAAUAACAAGUAAAAGUCAAGCAGAACUUGUCUAUUUAUUCUAUUGUAAACCCAUCACAGUGCUUACACUGUGGAACUGCAUAUUAAAGUUCUGUUAAAACUAUGCACCUUAUUCAUAAUCAUAAGGUAUACUAAAGUGUGUGAUUUUGAACUCUGCCGCCUAAUAUGUUGUUUGUACAAUUUAGCGACAUAUCAUGUGGGAAAUGUAUUUGUAACUACAUUAGGACACAGGCACAGUUAUGCUAAAUAUGUUAACCUACAUUGAACUCCUGGUGUGGGGAAAGUUGCAGAGGAGUAGUCGCUUUGUAAACAUUGGGUAAGCUUUGGAGACCUUUUAAUCCUACUGUAGCAGUGACCCCUUUCAUGCAUGAAAAGUGCCUGGCUUGAUUUUUACAUCAGCUUUUUAAUGACCACACCCCCCCCCACCUCAAACAGUCAGUCUUAAAACUGCAGAGAGGAGACAGCUGUGCCUCACUGGCAUGAGGCAUUGAGCAUAGCUGGGAUUAAAUGAAUGCAGUAAAACUGUAACCCAGAGUGCUCUUGUAUAUAUAAUUGCAGGUGAUCAAACUGGCAACUUUUCUCAGUCUUUAUUUUUUUAUCUUUUUUGUUUUAUACUACCAGACACCAACCAAAAACAUGUUUUAUUGUGCUUAUCAUACAGUGUUUUAACAAACCGCUGAUGUCUUGAUUUUCCAAGGAACCCACCAAUAAUAAACCGAAGCAUACUAACUUGUUGCUAAUUAGAACGUAUUCUAUUUCAGUUAUAUGUCAAUAUUUUAUAUUACAAUGUAUUUAUUCUGGUUGCUUUAAAAGCAUGUGGGGUUUUUUUAUUUUAUUUUUUUUGUAUGGAAGAUCAAAACCAGAGUAAUAAGAGCCUUGGAUUCAUACACUACUUAAAUAAACUUUUUUGGAAGGUUCAACCUGUACAUUUAUAUUUAUUGUCGCAUUGCUGUGACUUUUUGGUGAUGAAAUAUGCUUUUUUAGUACAUUUCGACACGUGGCACGGGAACAGCACCAGGGUGGCACUGGUGCGACGCAAAAUAAAUCUGAUUGAAUCCAGUUUUUUGCGAUUUGAAACCCGUUAAUUUGGACAUUGAGCAAUCAGAGAACAGCUUCAAUGCACAUGGUCUUGCAGGGCAAAGCAGUCUCCAGAAUGACAUAGGAAAAAAUAAUACUUAGAUAUAUAAAUAUUAGAAAAAAUACCAGAACUUUAUGACAAAGGGCAUCACAAUUGUAAAGAUACAGAUUUGAAAGACAAUGUAUGGGAGUAUAUUUCAAAGGAACUGGAUAAGCAUAGUGUUAUGAUUUAU